CGCGCGGUGACACGGUUGUAGAAUCUUUGUGUAGUCGAACGAUUAAAUUGUCAAAGCGACCAGUAUUGUAAGAAAGACUUAAAAACUUUGUUGAUUGAUAGUUCACUUCAAAUAUCUCAACCUAAAAAGUAUUGUGAUAGAUUUAAUGCCCAGUGAAUCGCGUCACAGCAGCAUAACAAUUUUAAACUUUCUUGAAAACAACUGUCAACCAUGGCGCUAGUAAAGAUCUGAUAAUAAUUUAUGGACUAUUUUUACAAAUUCAGAGAAAAAGUGGCAGUGUUUCACUGUACGUUAAAAACAAACCGUGUGACAAAACAGUUGUGAUUUUUGUUAGUAUUGUUUUCACUGUUAGUCCAACGCUGAUACAUCGAGUCAGUUCACGUUAUUCAUAGAAAACAUCUAUAAUUAGUUCGUUGAUAUCUCAAGGAUAUAUGCUAGAAACCAUCAACAAUGACCAACCUAGACGAUAAUCUAGAAUCUCCUAAUCAUCAGAAAGUUCAGCCUCAGGAUGAGAAACCUCUUCGGUCCAGUACGGAGAGUCUCAGCUCGGAUGGUCCCGAGGAAGACCCAAACAGGCUGACGCGCAAGGCAGCUAUAAUGCAGAUUACAAUGGCUAUCGUAGCCAACAUUACCAUCAUAUCAUCCGGAAUGGGUCUCGGAUUUCCGUCCAUCGCUAUGAUUGAGCUUACCAAUUCGACGAGCUCAGUGACCCUGACAGAAAACGAGGCCUCUUGGUUCGCUUCUGUCACAUCCAUUAUGUGCCCCUUCGGAGGAUUAUUAGCUGGAUUUCUGCUGGACAAAGUCGGACGCAAAAAGACACUCUAUUUUAUCAAUUUCAUAUCGAUCAUCUCGUGGGUCAUGAUGGCCAUGGCUAGCAAAACGGAUUCAGUGCUAUUGUUUGUAGAGUUGAUGGUCGCUCGAGUGAUUAUCGGUGUCGCAAUUGGACUGUCCAGUUCACCUGCGUCGGUUUAUGCAGCAGAGAUAUCGCAUCCCAGCUUGCGUGGUCGUCUCACGCUUCUUACGGCACUUUGUACCGGAAUUGGUAUGCUGUUUAUCUACACUCUGGGAUACAUGUUCAAAGACGACUGGCGAUUCGUUUGCAUUAUCUGUAGUAUUUUCACAGUGGUGUCUUUCGUGACCGUGAUACCGAUACCGGAAUCUCCCAGCUGGCUAGUAUCCAAGAAUAAACUUCCGAAGGCUGAAAAAUCGUUGAAGAAGGUCCGCGGUGUCAAGGGCAGUGACAAUGCCAAUAUCACCAUGGAGCUGGAUAUCUUGGCUGAAAACAUUGCCCGCUUCCGAGCCUCCCAGACGAGUAAAUCUAAGCUGGUGAUGCUUCAACGACCGGAAGUCUACAAACCACUAACAAUUAUGUGCACGUUUUUCUUCUUCCAACAAUUCACGGGUAUCUUCGUAAUCAUCGUUUACGCCGCUCGGUUCUCGAUUGAAGCCGGAGUGAAUAUUGAUCCCUUUUUGAGUGCAGUCUUCGUUGGGCUGACUCGUGUCGUUACGACUUGUCUGAUGAGCUUCAUUUCCGAUCGCUACGGCAGACGUCCACCGGCCCUGUUCUCCGGGUUUGGAAUGGCCACGUGUAUGUUUGGAUUGGCAGCUUGUACAGUGUAUCCGGUUGCUGGAACUGAACUACGAUGGAUCCCAACCUUCUUACUGGUGGCAUUCAUCUUUUGCGCUACACUAGGAUUCCUCACACUUCCGUUCGCCAUGAUAGCUGAAAUGUAUCCCGCGAAGGUGCGUGGCUUCGUUGCGGGUUUAACUAUAUUUGUGGGAUAUACAAUGUCGUUCAUCAUCAUCAAAGUGUAUCCGGCGAUGGUGCAUGCCCUUGGUAGUGAAAAUGUGUUCCUAUUCUUCGGAAUCAUUUCCGUUAUUGGCAUAGGUUUCGUGUAUAUUUUCUUGCCGGAGACCAAGGGGCGCACUUUGGAAGAAAUUGAAAGCUAUUUCCGUGGUAAGACGGAAGUCGGUGAAGUUGAAUUGAAACAAAACACAGAAGCAAAAGUUUGAGACCCCUCUGGAACGAACUCCUAAAAGACCACACAACAACAAGAAAUAACUGUGAUAAAAACCAGAAUAAACACUUACAAUGUAAGCGAUUUGUAAUAGCGAAAGGAGAAAUGAAAGGUGUAUAUAUGUUAGGAUAUUUAAGCGUUCUAUACAAUCCGUUUUAUUUCUUUCGCUGAAAAAGUUUAAGACAGUUUUGCAUGUAUAUCUGCACAAGCAGAUCAGAGGAGACCAUAAAAUUUAAGAGAAUAUUUAUCCGCUAAAUGAAGUGCGAAGACAGAGAAUUUAUCAUACAUUUAGAUAAUAUAUUGAAAAUGGCAGGAUACGAAACUUCACUGAUGAAUAGAAUAACCAACGUCGAAAUUUGACGCUAUGGAUAAAAGAAAAAUCAACUCUGCCGUGUUUACAUGACUCAGGGGUCAUCAAUACUUAACAUUUUCAGAUUGUAUUCUUGCAUACGCGAAACUUACAUACCAACGAUGCAAACGAAUUUUAGCAUUUUAGAUACAACUGUAACAGUAAUAAAAUACGUCCAAUACAAUCAAA
Malaya genurostris is the source of this 2556-nucleotide messenger RNA. RefSeq names its product facilitated trehalose transporter Tret1-like. The record is from RefSeq and is a predicted model, not a curated record. Gene Ontology annotation, cellular component: membrane. Gene Ontology annotation, biological process: transmembrane transport. The transcript has 5 exons. Bases 451 to 2013 code for a protein of 520 amino acids. Gene Ontology annotation, molecular function: transmembrane transporter activity. Lineage: Eukaryota; Metazoa; Arthropoda; Insecta; Diptera; Culicidae.